AUGCGGAUAUUCUCCUCACCUCUCAUCUCUGCCGUCUCUUUGCUACCCUGUCUCUCUUUCGCCGUCAGCUUCGACUGCUCCAGCAUCCAUGUAGACAACUACAAUUAUAACCUCAAGGCUCUAGGCGGAGUCCACGAAAUCUACCAUGCCGAGCAAGUCGGCGACCUUAUCGUUAACACGACAUAUGUACUGAAUCUGUGCAACACUCUUAAGGGCGCGUCAAUAAGGGGGAAUUUGAAAUGCGGCACGUCAAAGAAUAUUUGUGGGUUCAACUACACAUACGGAGCAGACGGCGCCACCGAAAAUGAUUUUGCGUUCCCGAUCGUCGGGCUGGAGCCUAUGGGCCAGGGGGCGAAAGAUGCGGAGAUAACACGAUUAAAGAAGGAGGAUACUGAGAAAGAGGGUCUGAGGGUAAAACUGUCUGGAGGGGGUGAGUACCCGGAGCCUGGCUCGAAAAAGAAGAAAAAGGCGGGUGCGGUCAUCGAGUUUGAAUGUGACCCUGGUCGGUCGGGUCUGGAGGGUCUUGUCAAGGAGGACACAAAGCGGCUUCUCCGCGCCCGGGAAGAAGGUCUGGAUGAGGGCGAGGGGGAUGGUGAAGGCGACGGCAACGGGGAGGAUAAAGAGCCAUUCUACGAUGGAUCAGACCCGGAUCGAAGCCUGCAAUACAAGAGCUUCGGGAAGGCGGAUGACGAAACGUAUAUACUUAGUUUGAGCUGGAAGACACGCUAUGCCUGUGACCAUUACACAGAAGAUCGUGGUUCGUCUUCUGGCCACGGGGGGUUCUUUACUUGGUUGAUUGUGAUUUUCUUCCUCUGCGCCGCAGCAUAUCUUAUCUUCGGCUCGUGGCUCAAUUAUAAUCGCUAUGGUGCCCGUGGGUGGGACCUGCUUCCGCACGGCGAUACGCUUCGAGACAUUCCUUAUCUCUUCCAAGACUGGCUGCGCCGGGUAGUCAACACAUUUCAAGGGGCGGGUUCGAGAGGAGGAUACAGCGCUGUAUAAAUAUAACGCUUUAUUUCUCUGUGAUGUUUCGAGGAAUUGCAUACGAACGGGAACAGGUUUCUUGACCGGCAGAUUCCUUCAGGUAAUGCUUUUUCUCUCUGUACGAUGGAAUGAAUGAUUGGCCAGUUUCGCAUUUGCUCGUUCGAUUUGCUUGUCUGUUUUCUCAUUUAUUACUGUUGUUGGACGAGCUGAUAUAUACCUCAGCUAGAUUUUAUCAGUAAAUGUAUUCAUACGGAGUAAA
This is a messenger RNA of Aspergillus nidulans FGSC A4, 1240 nucleotides long. Its product is annotated as autophagy-related protein 27. The record is from RefSeq and is a predicted model, not a curated record. The transcript has 3 exons. The coding region runs from base 1 to 999 and encodes 332 amino acids. Lineage: Eukaryota; Fungi; Ascomycota; Eurotiomycetes; Eurotiales; Aspergillaceae. Gene Ontology annotation, cellular component: Golgi membrane; cytoplasmic vesicle membrane; endomembrane system.